This is a messenger RNA of Colletotrichum chrysophilum, 345 nucleotides long. RefSeq lists its product as uncharacterized. NCBI's taxonomy places the organism in Eukaryota, Fungi, Ascomycota, Sordariomycetes, Glomerellales, Glomerellaceae. The record is from RefSeq and is a predicted model, not a curated record. The coding region runs from base 1 to 345 and encodes 114 amino acids. The transcript is spliced from 2 exons.
AUGUCGUACAAUGUCGUCCCUGCCGGCUUCGACAGUGGUUUCCAUCCUGCACCCACCAAUCAGUGGGUAGUUUUGGUUGGAGGCCUUGGUGUCAUCACUUUGCCAGACAACAGCUCCACUACCUUGACAACGAAGGGUGGAGAGUUUGGCUUGCUGUUUGCCACUGACACCGCGGACCUUACCGAAGAAGGGCAUGGCUCCAUUUUUCCUGGCGCAACGGAAAGCAUUGUCCUUCAGAUCCCGACCAAGGACGACAAGAUUCCAAAGCACCGCGUGUUGUACGAUAACAAGCCAUGCACAGCGGGCGAGGUUGCGGGGCUGCGAGCGUGGGCACUUAGUGCUUGA